AUGAGCCCAUGUUCGUCUUGCGUCUCCAUCACCUAUUCCAGCAUCGUUUCUGGAGCCAUAUUUUAUUUCGAUGCAGACGCUCAAAACAGAGAUAAAUGCAGACUUUGUGACCUGGUUCGAGGAUCAUAUCUGGAGUACCUCACGACCAAUCUCUAUUGGAUCUACCAUCCGCCAAAGGCGACGCUGCAAAAGACAACAUCACGGCAUCUAAUAAAGCUCACAGUCGACGAUAUUGACUCAAUAUCAUCGGAUGAACAUCAUUGCAAUUUGAAGAUUGCUCAAACCACACUCCUAGACACUUGGUACGAUGAUGAAGUCAAAAGGGCGUUCUAUUUCCACAGCAGCCAUUCUGAGGGUAUAUGCAGAUUGAAUCAUGUACCUAGCCAUAAAGAAAAUGGAGUUCUUUCAGCCUGGGCGGGCCUUGGACUUGCUAGGAGCUGGAUUGAAGACUGCGACAUGCAUCAUGCAAACUGUCAGCCCAUUGUCCCUGCAGUACCUUCGGAGGCACUUCAUCCUUCCACAAGAUUCAUCGACACAGUUUCUGAAUGCCUGGUCUCUCUUGGCGAAAUAGACUCGGCGCCCUUCAAAUUUGUGGCCCUCAGCUAUGUUUGGGGCGUUGACUACCAGUUACGGACAACUUCCGCCACGCUCGAAGACUUUCGGAGGAAACUUCCAGGACUGACAGCCAUCGAUGACAAUCCGAGGUUGCCAUUGACGAUCAGAGACGCCAUGGACGUGACACUCACCCUGGGGCACCGCUAUCUGUGGGUCGAUGCGCUUUGCAUAGUUCAAGACUCACCGUCGGACCUUGAGAUCCAAUUGGCACAGAUGGAUCGUAUAUACGGCUUGGCGACCCUCACUAUUGUUGCACGAGGAGGCAAAUCCUCAGAUAGCGGGUUGCCAGGCAUGUCUAAUCCACGAAAUUGGUUGAGCGGUGAGAACAUCAAUUGUGUGGUGAACGGUACUCUUAAUAUCGGCUGUUGGGAUGUUCUAGACAGGAAUUACGAGAAAUACGAAGAACAGCACGGAGUUUUCGCAGACACGACAUGUUACAUGUGGCGUGGCUGGACUUUCCAGGAGCAGAUACUAUCUACACGCACUCUCGAGUUCAGCCGCCGCCGCAUGGUAUUCUGGUGCGGACACCCAGAGCCAGCCGUAGAAUGCGGCGUAGCUCCGAGGACGGAUAUGAGAGACGCUCAUCACUUCCGUAGUGCCGUUAGGAAGUAUACAGAGACUAAUGGCAUAGUUCCUCCAGGCCAGCCGGCGUGGGAGUACAUGACUAAAGACAUGCUCAUUAGCCGAUGGAGGACUAUUCGUGAGCAUUACUCGACGAGGCACUUUACUUAUCCCAAUGACCGCCGGAAGGCAGUGCUCGGUACAGCCUCGAUGCUGAGGCAUGUGAUCGGCGACAUUGACAGCAGUGGCCACGUCCUCAGCCAGCUUGGUACUGAGUUGCUCUGGCACAAAACACUGCAUCCUGGCUGGAACGAGAGCCAACAGCCAAUGCUCAAGUUCUCUUAUAGCGCAGUCCCAUCUGGCACGUUUCCAUCAUGGUCAUGGCUUAGUCUAUGGCCGCUGAAUUGGCCCAGCGACUAUAAACCGUUUCCCGCGGUAGAAUUGCAAUUACACGGCGCCGGCGCUAGUUCUGUACUUGAGCUACGAGGGCGAACACUUGAAAUGAGUGUGAUUCCAGAAGGGGGAGAUGGCGAAAAGAAUAAAGUCAACUUAUACUAUAAAGACGGAACUAAUGCGAAGCUCGAAGUAUACCUCGAUCGAUCCUUGGAGGCACAGACGGUAGUUAUGUGUGUACCUAUUGCUUCAGUUAUCCACAGCGGGAAAUCGAUGCCAGCAUGGUGUUAUGGGAUGUUGUUGCUUCAUAAUGUUGACGGGUCGGGCUAUAGAAGAGUCGGGGCUGCGUUUCUGGUGGAAGUUCGAGCUGGCGAGUUCUUACGGCGGAUUGAGUCAGACGAGGCUCGCCACCUUGUGAUGAGAUGUGUAUGA
Trichoderma aggressivum f. europaeum is the source of this 2001-nucleotide messenger RNA. RefSeq lists its product as uncharacterized. The transcript has a single exon. Bases 1 to 2001 code for a protein of 666 amino acids. Lineage: Eukaryota; Fungi; Ascomycota; Sordariomycetes; Hypocreales; Hypocreaceae. The record is from RefSeq and is a predicted model, not a curated record.